AUGGCUGACCCGAAUAACCGACCCGUCACCGGCUACCCAGCUCCGGCCACCAAUGGUCACCCACCGCCGCCGUCCAACACCUCCUACCCCUACGCUGCACCACCACCUGCUGCUUACUACAACCAACAAUACUACACUGGACCAGCUUACCAUCAGCCUGAUCCCGACGCCAUCCGCCGCGCCACCUUCCUUCGCCGCCUCUUCGCUUUCAUAAUUGCCGGCGUCAUCAUCCUCGGCACCAUCCUCUUCAUCAUCUGGCUGGUUCUCCGCCCCCGUCUUCCCGAGUUCCGAGUCGACUCGCUCUCGGUUUCCAACUUCAAUCUCUCCUCGAGUACCCUUGUCUCGGCGGAUUUCGACGUGAAAAUUACUGCUCGGAACCCUAAUGGAAAAAUCACUCUGUUUUACGACAACGUUGAGGCGGCCGUUUAUUUUAAGAAUUUUCAGCUUUCCCAAACUACUCUUCCGCCGUUUUCUCAGGGGAAGAAGAAUGAAACCUCGUUCACGGCGGAAUUGGCUGCGGUAAAGGCUUAUUUGGAUGGAGAUAUUGCGAAUGGGAUUAAUGGGGAAAGAGGGAAAAAUGGAAAUGUGGUGCUUAAUGUCAGGAUGCUUAUGGAGGUGAGGUUUAAGGCGGGUGCUUGGAAGGCUAGGAGGAGGUAUUUGAAGGCGUUUUGCGGGGAUUUAUCGGUAGGGAUUUCGGCUAAUGCGAGUAAUGGGACUUUAACCGGUGGACCUCGACAGUGCCGUGUUGGCCUUUGA
This is a messenger RNA of Coffea arabica (coffee), 756 nucleotides long. The record is from RefSeq and is a predicted model, not a curated record. Lineage: Eukaryota; Viridiplantae; Streptophyta; Magnoliopsida; Gentianales; Rubiaceae.